Molecule: messenger RNA, 3619 nt
Organism: Brassica rapa (field mustard)
Lineage: Eukaryota; Viridiplantae; Streptophyta; Magnoliopsida; Brassicales; Brassicaceae
Product: putative BPI/LBP family protein At3g20270
Molecular function (GO): lipid binding; protein binding
Source: RefSeq, a predicted model, not a curated record
CUUUAUUGGGCUUUUCCUAUCAACUUUUGUUGUUGUCUAUAUACUUGAUCAAUUUGCUAGUCGUCAAUUCCAUCGAACCUCAAUUCCAUCGAGCCUUGCUCGAGGAACGCCUAUGGUUGAUAGGCUUUUCCUGCGCAGCUUAGGUGGAAGGCGCGGGAAGAGGAUUGUAGCAUAGAAACAAGAAGGUCAGCGUUAGACGAAGGAAGUAGCAUCUAAUCUAAGAAAGAAAUAUUUGACAAAACAGAAGCAUUAUAAGCAUACAUAAAAUAGGAAGCCUACACACACCGUAGACCAGUGGGGAUAUCAUUCUUCUUCUUUUUUUUAUCUCGCAAGUAUUCCUAAGAAAAGGGAAUUUGUGAAUUUUUGAGGGUUUUAAAGGGGUCUAACUGGUUCAAACGCAGUGGUUACGGUUGCGGUGGCGAGAAUUUGCAGAAAUAAAUGAUUACGGUUUUUAUCGGUUUUAAGAGAUUUGUACGAUUGAUUAUGCGUUUAGAAAUUUGUGCGUUUGCGGGAUACUUAUGAUUGGUUAACUAUCAAAUGCACCAACGGUUGAAUAAUAAAUUAACAAUAUUUAUAUUUUAUAUAAUUAUAAAAAUAUUAAAAAUCAUAAUAUUAUAAUAAAUAUAUAAAUUAUAUUUGUUUUAAAUUUUUAAAUUUUAUAGAAAAUAUUUGAUUUAAAUUUUUAUAAUAUUAAUUAAAAUAUAAUGGAUAUAUUUUAAUAUUUUUAUAAUUUUAAUUUAAAAAUUUUAUCAAAAAUUUUAUUUUUGUAUUUAUAUUAUUUUUUAAAAAAGUUAUCUUUCCACAAAUGGUAGCUGGAACUAAUUUUUGAAUUUAAAAGUUUAGAAUAGUUUGAAGCAGUUUAAAGCCAUUUGAAUAAUUGUUGUAAAACACCAACAAUCGAUACCAACCGCAAAAGCUGCGUUUACAGAUGGUAAUGAAAAAAACAGUCAUGCUUUUAGUUGAUUACGUUUUUUUGGUUGAUAUAAAAUAGAAUUGGUUUGGCUUUGGAACUACUGCAGUUUUCGGUUUGGCCUGGCUUAAAAUUAAACCAAAACCGAAUCAGGGAGCCUGUGGUCAUGGAUCCAUGUGAUUCAGUUCCCUAUUUGUCUUGUCUUGUUCCCACAUCUCUGUGUGUUUUGUUUCCUCUGCCAGUGCCACGUCGUCUCUUCUGUCUCGCACACUAGUUUCUUUCUUCUCCAGGGACUUCCUCACCUCUGGAUUGCCAAAAUGUCAAUGAACCGAAACAAAGACAAGGUUGUCCUAACAAUAAAAGAUGAUAGUCCCUUUAGCUAUCUUCAAGAAGAUGUCUUGGUAGAGAUAUUAAACAGAGUUCCAAUAUCAGACUGGGAACAUAUCUCCUCCGUUAGAAAGCAGUGGGCUGAUUUGUUCCGUGGAGAAGGCUUAUGGCAAGCUGCUCUGAACCGGGCGUAUCCUCUUGCCAGCAAAACUCAGAGAUGGACUGGACCAAUACGCCAAGGAUCAAGCAAACGGAGAUUUAUGGCUUUAUACAUAAGCAAAAACAUAUUAGGUGUGGAGACAGACAUAGAUGAAAUGCUUGGACAUAUUUUCUUAUUCUUGAAAGAUCAGCUUCAGCUUUCAACUACUCCUGCUUCAGGCGUCCUGCACGGAACCAUGAUCGACCAAUUGAUUGUUAGUGGCAAAUCAAAAGAAGAAGCUGAUGAGCUCGUUACCAAAAUCUGGCUGGCUCUUCUCGACAAUAUAGAGGACACUAAACAUACCUUUCUUGUUCUGAAAUCCAUUGCACAAGAAUAUGAUGGGUUUCUUCCGUAUCCAUAUUCAAGACCGAUCAAAGUACAAUGGAAAGUGUUUGAGAAACUGUUUGUAGACUUCCGCGACUUGUUGUUUGAUCACUCAGAGUAUUGCGACUUAAUAGGAAUCGCCAAGAAGAAGUUUCCGACAUUACCUCAUCUUUGGUUAGCAACAAACCCCAACUUCUUCAAAAAAAUGAUUCUCACGAAAGUGAUAACGUCCCUCGCUCUCUUCGUCCUCUCUAUCUCACCGUCCUUGGCGCAGGCCAAAGACGGCGGACACGUGUCGUUACUCGUCUCCGAAACGGGUCUUGACUUAGCCAAAGACUUCCUCAUCCACAAGGUGAUAUCCACGACGCUUCCGCUUCAGCUACCUGAGAUCGAGAAGAAGGUUAAGAUCCCUUUGAUAGGGAAAGUACAGAUGGGUCUGACGAAUAUAAAGAUUUACGCGGUUGAUGUUCGGUCGUCGAGGGUCGAGACCGGAGGAGAUGGAAUCGUUUUGAGUGUUUCGGGGGCGACGGCAGAUGUGAGCAUGGACUGGUCGUAUGCUUAUAAAGCUUCCUUCUUUCAUAUUGCUGAUCAUGGAGUUGCUUCUGUUAAGGUUAAAGGAAUGGAUUUGAGAACCACUGUCAGUUUGGUUGGUGAAAAUGGAAGUCUGAAGAUUGCUUCAAGGGAUAGUGAUUGUAAAGUGAAGAGCAUUGGUAUUCAUAUCAAUGGUGGUGCUUCUUGGCUAUAUCAAGGGGUGGUUGAUGCGUUUGAGAAGAAGAUUAUUUCAACGGUUGAAGAGACAGUUUCUAAUAAGAUUUUGGAGAAGAUGAAGAAGCUUGAUGCUAAGUUGCAAUCACUUCCAAAAGAGGGAAAGAUUGAUGACAAUGUUGCAGUGAACCUCACUUUUACAGGAAGCCCAGUGUUGGAUGAUUCUUCUGUUGAAGUUGGAAUCAAUGGUUUGUUCAUGGCAAAUGGCGAUGGUGGUAAAAAAGUUUCAGGAUCUAUAUCUCCUUUCUUGACUCCCAGGGUUAAAAGAAUGGUGGGAAUUUCCAUAGAAGAAGAAGUUUUCAACUCUGCAACACUUGUCUACUUCAUUGCAAAGAGGAUGCAUGUGGAUAUCCAGGAAACGAAGAACGGGUCGGCUCUAAGCACAUCAGACUGGAAACUCAUACUUCCAGAGCUCUACAAACAAUAUCCAAAUGUUAAAAUGAUGCUUAACAUGACGGUAACGUCUCCGCCUGCUGUUAACAUCACAAAGAAUGGCAUUGAUGCAAUCAUUGAUCUAGAGAUAUCAAUCGAUGUCCAAAACUCUGGAGCUGUCCUGUCCGUAGCACGCAUAUCAGUGGUUCUGGAUGUUGGAGGUACUGCAGAAAUAGCAGCGAACAAUUUAGCAGGUAGCCUCAGAUUAAAAGGUUUCAAUGCGACGAUGACGUGGAGUAAACUUGGAGAUCUUCAAGCAAACUAUAUUCAGGAUGUGGUGUCGACGAUUCUUGAAUCCUUGUUUCUGCCGUACGUAAACACACGCCUUAUGAGAGGUUUCCCUUUGCCGUUUACGCACGGUUUCAAGAUCAAAAACACAGAGAUUGUCUAUGUUGAAAAUGGCGUAAUGGUCUGCAGUGAUGUCGCAUUUGGUUAGAUAUGAACGGCCUCUCAAGUUUAUUGAUACUUGUGAAGCUGUUGCUAUUUCUGUAUAAAGCUGCGUUGUAAAUUUGUAAGACUUAGCCUGUAUAUAUCAUAUCUCUCAGGUACUUGUUUGAAUUACCUAUGUUCUUUGUUACAUACAUGUUAAAACAACAUUUAUACAUUUUAUACAGCUUGUAGAUAAAAAAUACAAUCUAUAUAUAGUUUAUACUGUUUGUGUA